This is a messenger RNA of Prunus armeniaca (apricot), 219 nucleotides long. Lineage: Eukaryota; Viridiplantae; Streptophyta; Magnoliopsida; Rosales; Rosaceae. The record is from the annotation of a GenBank genome assembly.
AUGGAGGCAGAGUUGCAAUGUUCAAAUGGUAUACAAAGCAUGGAAAGGAAGCUGAGAAUAGCUUGCCAUGCUAGUGAUGCUAAUAUUGAUAAUGUUCUUAAGGUAAACAACAGUGGCUUGCCCCCGAUGUUUGAUGGAGCAGCUUUGGAGGGAUUAAAUUUAUCUAUAUCUGGAGCUCAUUCGAAAGUUGCUCUUCUGGAGGCAAGCAAGAGUAAAUAA